AUGUGGCAGGGGAGACGGAUUGGGCGACGAGACACAUGCGAGCUAAGCAGAAUCCCUUCGACAGAGGAGCAUCAUAUCGAUUCCUUCGACGCGGGAUCGUUCUUCGCACUCCACGACUUUGAUUCCUCAGGAACAUGGACGCCCGAUGAAAUCCGCAAAACCUACGGAAUGGAUGACCCCUCGAAUGCCCACGUUACAGAACAACAGAAGCAGGAUGCGGUGCGGCAAGUGUUGGCGCUCUUUGAUCCGUUGAACACGGGCAGCGUCUCCCGCAGCGACUGGAUGCGCCUGGUUACGGCCGGCAAACGACUGCCGGACUUUGGCUUCGGACCGGGUCACCACGGCGAUAUAGAAUAUGAGUACGAGAUCCAUCACUUUGAGAAGUACCACGGAGAGGACGCCAAGGAGGAAGAUCUCACGCACCCCGAAGACAUUGAGCACUUCCGGCAGCACGACGAGGCGGAGAGAGCGGAGAAAAGACUGGAGCAGCUCGAGAGGAUGCAGAUCGUCGAGGCAAAUAUUCCCCAGAAGUUCCUCAGGAGUUCAUGA
Molecule: messenger RNA, 549 nt
Organism: Rasamsonia emersonii CBS 393.64
Lineage: Eukaryota; Fungi; Ascomycota; Eurotiomycetes; Eurotiales; Trichocomaceae
Product: Secretory pathway protein Ssp120
Exons: 2
Coding region: 1-549 (182 amino acids)
Cellular component (GO): extracellular exosome; endoplasmic reticulum-Golgi intermediate compartment
Molecular function (GO): calcium ion binding
Source: RefSeq, a predicted model, not a curated record